Messenger RNA from Hyla sarda, 2509 nucleotides. RefSeq names its product hemagglutinin/amebocyte aggregation factor-like. Lineage: Eukaryota; Metazoa; Chordata; Amphibia; Anura; Hylidae. Bases 2005 to 2229 code for a protein of 74 amino acids. The record is from RefSeq and is a predicted model, not a curated record. The transcript is spliced from 3 exons.
UGUUCAUUCAUUCAUUACAAAUCAUACAAUAAAUUACAAUCACACAAAGCAUGACAGUACAAUACACAGCACAAGUUCCCUAAACUAUACACAAUACCACAUGCUACACUGACAUUUUCGCUCCAUUUAAUCCUGAAAAGAGAAAAAACACCUUGUGGUAAUGUGGGCCAUUUCUACUAGCAAACAAGCUGUUUGAUAGACUUUUCACCUUUUUGUUUUUUUAGCACGAUGGGCUAAUAGAUAUGGUAAACCUUUAAACUUUCAAUGCAAAAGUUUUCAAAGCAUCGGAAGCAUUGAAAGGUAAGUUAAAUGGGCGCUUUCUAAUAUACUUCAUAAGAAAAAAAUGAUUUCCUUUGUAUAGAAAUAAGGAAAAAUUAUGAAAAAAAAGACCACUAGUGUCAUAAUCCUGUCUGGAUGCAGCGUCAUCUUUUUCCCAGCUGAAGCGCAGGUUGGGACAAAGUCCAGGAAGUGAAGGUGGAGCUAGCACUCCUUUUGUGCUCACUCCUGUCCUGUUUAUCAUAUUCUGACUGAAAACAGAGAGGAGGGGGUUACAGAGCAGCCUGCAGUGAUUGGAUGAAGAGACACAGCACAGCAGACUCAGGGAGGAAGAGAACGCAUGGUGAGGGCGGGCUCAGUGCUUAACUGGGACACCCCCCUUUCUGAGCAGUGGAUGUCAGAAUGAGUUAGCAGCAGAACAGAGGGCUUUGUGAGCCAAAUACAGAAGCUAGACACAUAAAGACAUGUAAAGCAUCUGUAUGACCUAGUGAUUAACAUGUAGAUGAUAAUUUUUUUUCUGUUAUAUGACAGGUGUUCUUUAAUGAAAAUAUAGUUUGGGGUGGCAAUCGCUAACAGUCCCAAUUUCGUCAGCUGGAUACUGAGCCCAAAAAAAAUUAAUAAUUGUCGAUGUAUGCCCUUUAUGAAGGAAAACUGAAUUUAAAGGAAAUGUCCUACACAGGUCUAUGUUCUACAAAUGUAUUUUACCACACCUGGAAAUGUGUCAUGUGGCAGAUAAACUGGAAUGUCCCCCCCAAACACACACACACCUAAAUCUUUUUAAUUGCUUUAUUAAAGUGUACCUGUCAUUUAACAAAAACUUUACUAGGGACAUGUAAAAGGUUUUCCUAGCAUUACAAGUGUACACAAAAAAAAAUGUAUGCAUAAAAAACUACUACACCUUUGCACUCAUUUAGGAAGAUGUAAGUUAUACACUCACCAUAUUGUCUUUGGUGGUAGAGUACAGGCAAUCUCCAAUAAUUAUUAUUGAGUGUGUACAGGGAUAGGGAAUAAGAUGUCUAGGGGGCGGAGUACUCCUUCAAAGUGUUUGGAACAAACUGUCCCGAACGCAGGAGCCGGCACCGGAAGCUCGUGACGUCAUACCCCCGCCCUCUCAUGAUGUCACACCCUGCCCCAUCAAUGAAAGUCUAGGGGAGGGGCGUGGUGGCUGUCACGCCCCCUCCCAUAGACAUGCAUUGAUGGGGUGGGGCUAUGACAUUACGAGCUGCUGGCUCCAGCGUUUGGAACAGUUUGUUCCAAACGCUGAGCAGCGGAGUACCCCUUUAAGUGCAGAUGUUCUGCCGUGUGAACCCGGCCUAUGGGAUCAAUGAGGCAUCACUCCUAUACUUCAGGCCCAUAUAACAACUCCCAUUUCUAAAACAACAGAGAAGGGAAUGAUAUUUUCUCACUAGCUCACUCUGGCUAUCAAGCAGGAGCGCCUGGACCCCCAAUGAUUAUGACCCUCAUGAUAGACAUGUGGUUAACUAUUAAUGUGUUCAAAAAUAAUUAAUUAAUAAAAAAAAAAAAAAAAAAAAAAAUAAAAAUAGACUAAUUUUCGGCCUCCUGUAUGAUAUUUACAGCUCUUAUCGUGCUGAUCGUAAGGACCGUGUCUGGGACUUCAGCUGCAAGAGCACCUUCAGGAAACCUAGUUCCUGCUACUGGUCCAGCUAUGUCAAUGAUUUUAAGCAACGGAUAGAAUACGCAUGUCCAAUUGGCUCAGUGCUAAGCGGUAUGAGCAGCUACCAUGACGACGGCCAAGAAGACAGAAGGUGGAGUUUCUUUUGCUGUCGGGGAAAGGUACAAAGGCGAAACUGUCAAUGGAGCAGCUACGUGAAUGACUUUGAGCAGGAAUUUACAUGGAAAGCUUCUUCAAGUCGCUACCUGGUUGGGAUUUCCAGUUACUAUGACAAUGAACACAAAGACCGAAGCUGGACAUUUGCCACAUGUGAAAAGUGAUGAGCUGCUGUCCUCCAGGUGGAGCUACUGAGCACAAAGAGACCGUAGAUCAGUGAUUCCCAACCUGGGUGCCUCCAGCUGUUGAAAAACUGCUCUGCUGAGCAGGUCAUAAUCAUAGUUGGGCCUGUAUUCUGUAACAAUCCCAUCUAUGUUAUAGAUUGUAACAACAAAGUCUUGAAAUAAAUGAUUAAGAAAAAAGACGAAACACAUUCUUGCUCACUAAAAUGAUCAAUUGUUCCUCACACCAGACCUCAUCCCUAUAUCUCCGCCCUGUAUAUAA